Molecule: messenger RNA, 434 nt
Organism: Paramecium octaurelia
Lineage: Eukaryota; Ciliophora; Oligohymenophorea; Peniculida; Parameciidae
Source: the annotation of a GenBank genome assembly
AUGAGUCUUUUCUUGUGGUAUUCAAUACUUAAAACUAAGACAAUAACAUCAGAAUUUUUGAAUUUGAAGGCAGUCUUUUGUAAUGUAUGUUACGUCAGCUUUAACUAUGCAAGAAGACUUUUUUUAAACCUUCUAAUAAUUCUUUAAAAUGUGGAUGCUACUGAACAAUUAACAAUUUGCAAACUCCAGUAAUCUCCUUCAACCUCGCCAGCAGCAUUUCAAACUACUUGUUUAAUGUAUAAAAUAUUUCAUACAUAAGUUUAAGGAUCCUAUUAAUAUUUUUAGUAGCACACCAUCUUAGUUUUGAACUUAACAUUUAAUUGUUUAAUUCUUCAAUGAAGUUAAAGAAAGAUCAAUACUUCCAACAGAAUCGGUAUUAAUAACAUCCUGUUUUAAAAAUAAUUAAAUAAUACAUAUUUUUAAUCAUCAGCUGA